Messenger RNA from Pygoscelis adeliae (Adelie penguin), 5895 nucleotides. It is a transcript of the gene RPS6KC1, whose product is annotated as ribosomal protein S6 kinase, 52kDa, polypeptide 1. Gene Ontology annotation, biological process: protein phosphorylation. Gene Ontology annotation, cellular component: early endosome. Bases 242 to 3373 code for a protein of 1043 amino acids. The transcript has 17 exons. NCBI's taxonomy places the organism in Eukaryota, Metazoa, Chordata, Aves, Sphenisciformes, Spheniscidae. The record is from RefSeq and is a predicted model, not a curated record. Gene Ontology annotation, molecular function: protein kinase activity; ATP binding; phosphatidylinositol binding.
CAGAUUGUUUCAAGAAAAAGUCCAGAGGAUGUCCAGGAGUCUCUUACUACAGUUGAGGAGAACCUGGAUAGUUGAUGAAAGAAGAGCCCAUAAAUGAAUUCAUUGCAUCUCUGUGUGGUCAAACAUGAGUUACUGAUAGUGGCUUGGCAGAGGGAGACUCCUGAAUUGAACCUAUCCAUGAGCACAUUCUGCCAUUACCUUAAUCUUCAUUUGUGGGAAAAACACUUUAUAGCAGCUGUUGAUGAGCCAUUCAUCAGAAAAAUAUAUUAUAGUCGUUUGGAAGAGAUACAGUGACUUUAAGAAACUGCACAAAGAUCUCUGGCAAAUUCAUAAAAACCUAUGCAGACAUACAGAACUCUUUCCACCUUUUGCCAAAGCAAUAGUAUUUGGGCGAUUUGAUGAAACUGUGAUUGAAGAAAGAAGGCAAUGUGCUGAAGAUCUGUUGCAGUUUUCUGCUAAUAUCCCUGCUCUCUAUAACAGCAAACAGCUUGAAGAGUUUUUUAAGGGUGGAGAGGUACAUGAUGGGUCUGAACUGAUUGGUCCCGUCGAGCCUCUGUCCGACUCUCUGACUGACAAUCUGUCUGACUGUAGCUCUGAAGUUCGAAAGGAUUUAAGUGGGCUUGAUGAUGUGACACUUACGAGCCAAUCGGAAUGCGGAGGCUUCUCCAGCGACAGCGACCUGAUCUCUCUGACAGUCGAUGCAGACUCUCUUGCUGAGUUAGAUGAUGGAAUGGCAUCCAACCAAAGUUCUCCCAGUAGAGCUGUUGGCCUUUGCCUUACUUCUGAACCCCCAGUACGAAGCACACUGGCACCUGAGCAGGAGUGGAGCAAACCCGAAGGAGAGAGGGAAAGCCAUAGUCUGUUUACUGGAAGCUUAAAACCCAGGCCUGGCAAACAAGAUUACUUGGAGAAAGCAGGCGAGUUGAUAAAACUGGCCUUGAAGAAGGAGGAGGAAGAAGAUUAUGAAACUGCCUUCAGCUUUUAUAGAAAGGGGGUUGAUCUGCUUCUGGAAGGUGUUCAAGGUGAGUCAAGUCCAACUCGUCGAGAAGCAGUGAAAAGGAAGACUGCAGAAUACCUUAUGCGUGCAGAAAAAAUUUCCAGUCUCUACCAUAAAUCCUCUGAAGAUGCAUCUGUUUCUAUGCCUCCCGGAUCACUAAGUUCAAGGCCCUCUUGGAACCUAAGGAGCCCUGCCGAGGAACUGAAGGCCUUCAGAGUCCUUGGGGUGAUUGACAAGGUUUUGCUUGUAAUGGACACUAGAACACAGCAGACUUUUAUACUGAAGGGUCUAAGGAAAAGUAGUGAGUACAGCAGGAGCAGAACGACCAUCAUCCCCCGCUGUGUGCCCAACAUGGUGUGUCUGCACAAGUACAUCAUCUCUGAGGAGUCUGUCUUUCUCGUGUUACAGCAUGCAGAAGGAGGAAAACUGUGGUCUUAUGUCAGUAAGUUCUUAAACAGAAGUCCUGAAGAGAGCUUUGAAAUUCCUGAACCCAGAACAUCCAGUUCAACUAAAAUUUACCUGGAGCAGCCAACACCUAGUCCUAAAGAAAUCGGUAGCAGCACUGAUUCCAGAGAAAGCUACGGGGAGACCAUGCUGAAGGUGGUCCCACUGAAGAGCAGCCUAACGCCGAGCUCUCAGGAUGACAGCAGCAACCAGGACGAUGGCCAAGAGAGUUCGAAGUGGAUGGACUCAGGAUCCAGCUCAGAAGAAGAGUGCACUACUAGUUAUUUAACAUUAUGCAAUGAAUAUGGGCAAGAAAAAAUUGACUCUGGCUCUCUAAAUGAGGAACCGGUGGUUAAACUGGAGAGCGAAGGUCUAAAUACCAAAAAGAGAAGUUGCUUACAGAAAUGCAGUGUCGUUGGCAGUGAUAGCUUCACCUCUCAGACUGCAUCUCAGGAACGAAAGCUUUUCAUUGACAAUGCUGAGUCGGAAAUAGCUAGCCCUACUAGGAUAUUGGACUCAUUAACUAAAUCAAAGAACAGCCCCAUGGAACUCUUCAGAAUAGACAGCAAAGAUAGCACUAGUGAGCUCCUGGGCCUUGAUUUUGGAGAAAAACUAUAUAACCUGAAAUCAGAGCCUUUGGAGCCGUUGUUUUCUGUCCCAGACCAUGACAGAAGCUUGGAUGCCCUAGAGAGCAAAAUGGGUGUGAGAGCUCAUGACACCGUAAGCAGGGGUUCAAAUGACUCUGUGCCAGUUAUCUCCUUUAAGGAUGCUGCUUUUGAUGAUGUAAAUAGCGUUGAUGAAGGAAGGCCUGAUCUCCUAAUAAACUUACCUGGUAUGUCUGAUGAACCAGAAGAGGCGGCAGUGUCAAGGCCAACAAAGUUUACAAAAACUGAUAGGGACAUGUUGGAAGUAAAGUUGUUAGAAACACCUGAUGUCUUACAAUUAAAUAAUUCUGCAGAGCCAUGCAAAGCAGUUGAUGAAGAGCCAAAUCAUGUGGCAUCAGAAGUGGGUGAUCCUUCCCGCAGGGAAGCAAACGGACAAAGCGGUGUCGCUCAGGGAGCUCUUGGGACCCUCUUUACAUCUGACCAAGAGGUAGGUUGUUCAGAAGAUGGGGCUCUGUUUCAAGGGCUUGGAGCCUGCUCCUUAAACGUGACGAGCAAAGAAGAAAGUUUAUUUGUUUCCAACCCGCUCUCAGGUGCUCAAGAUGUUGGCUUGGAUGGAGACAUGUUAAGAAAUGAAGCAGUGUUGCUGUUUUCCGAUCAAACCGAAGACUUUGGGAAAGGGGAAACAGACUCGGCUUUGUUGCCAGCAGCUGAUAGUAAAAAGACAGCACCAAAGAAGGAAGGCAAAAUAGCAGUAGCAGGGGAGAAGGAAAUACAUCAAAUUUUUCAGGACCUCGACGAAAGAUUAGCGAUAACCUCCAGGUUUCAUAUCCCAGAGGACUGCAUUCAAAGAUGGGCAGCUGAAAUGGUUGUAGCCCUCGAUGCUUUACAUAGAGAAGGAAUUGUGUGCCGCGAUUUGAACCCAAACAACAUCUUAUUGAAUGAUAGAGGACACAUUCAGCUAACGUAUUUUAGCAGGUGGAGGGAGGUUGAAGAUUCCUGUGACAACGAUGCCAUAGAGAGAAUGUACUGUGCCCCAGAGGUUGGCGCUAUCCUAGAAGAGACAGAAGCCUGUGACUGGUGGAGCCUGGGUGCCAUUCUUUUUGAACUCCUCACCGGGAAGACUCUGGUUGAGUGUCAUCCAUCAGGAAUAAACACUCACACUUCUUUGAGUAUACCAGACCAUGUAUCAAAGGAGGCCAGAUCACUGAUUCAGCAGCUUUUGCAGUUUAAUCCUGCGGAGCGUCUUGGUGCUGGCGUUGCUGGUGUUGAAGACAUCAAAUCUCAUCCAUUUUUUGCCCUUAUAGAAUGGGCAGAUCUGCUGAGAUGAGAGAUGCGUGCCCUCUGAACAAACUCAGGUCAAGCGGAUAAGUUUCUCUGGCACAGAAGCACCCUGACUUGCUUCCUUUGGAUGUCUCAAACCAUUUGGACGUCAUGACUAAAGGACGCUGGAGCAAUCAGGCCAAAAGUGAACACUUUUAACAGGAGUCACUGGUUGUACAGGGUGCUAGCUUAUUUUUCCGGCAGCUGGUUGCUACGUGUGUGUAAGUCUUUUCACCAAAGGGUGGUUUGUGAUGAAACUCCUGGGCAGAGCACGUUUAGCAUUGCCAGCUUGUUGACUAAGUAGAAACAGGAAUGUGCUCCUGGUGCUUUGUCUGAUGAUGGAAGUGUCCAUAGACCGUGCCAGUUGCAAGUAUCUUUUAUAGUGUCACUAGACCAUUUCCCUAUGCUAAGUGCAGCUCUGGGAGGGCGGGGGGAGGAAGGAGCAAAUAAUUUAUUAAUGGUAUAUGCUGAAUAAAAUACUAAAAUGCUUUAUGCAAAAGUUGACAGGUUAAAAAUAAUAUCUCAAUUAAAAACUAGGAAAGCUGUUGCAUAAUACUGUGGAAUGUGUCUUGAAAAUGGCAUAUCAUUUCCCACUGUGGGAAGAGCAUAUAAAAGGCAAAUAAUGCUGUCAAAUGUUGUACUUUGCUGGCUGGCAAUGUCUGUUCAAAACUCUUGACUCUGUUGUAUUUGAUGAGCUACAUGUUAAAGUCACUACCAAAAGGGAAAUCUUCUUUUCCUCAGCCGGAUAAACACUGCUUUAGCACUCUAACAAGGAGCAAGAAAACAUAAUGCUAAAUAAAUGUAUAGAUUAAAAAAGGAAAAACUCUUCUCUCAUCACUGCAGCCACCACUUUAUCACUUAAUGAACUUUACUUCCUCUAAGUGUCCUAUUUUUAGCUGCUACUUCAGGAAAAAACCUUUCUGCUCGUGCUCUUCUGCUUGAGGAAGCUUCUGAACUCUCCUGUUUGUUUGUUAAUAGUCUUAAUAAAUCAAAGAAAGCCUUCACCCACUCUGCUGCUCGAACAGGAAGAAGCCUGGGGUUUGCUCAUGCCAAAUGACUAAGUGACAUCUCUGAGCAAACCCUAGUGGGUAAGACUUGGGCGCGAGCCAAUUAGCUGACCUGUUUGUUUGUUAGAAAGGUCUGGAGAAUGGGAGAAGAAUAUCAGACGUGCAGAAUAUUUUGCUGGGCGCUGCUGUUGCUGCUAAGCAGCCAUGCUUGUAUGGGUUCCUGACGUACAAAUGCCGUACGCUGCGAUGCUUGUACAGAUUAUGGAUCUGUGGGUUUUUUCCUAAAUGUUCCCUUUGCUCUCACUGUUUUUUUUUUUUUCUUCCCCUUUUUCUUCUUCUCCCCAGCUUUAUCCGGAGAACAAAGGGCAAAUUCCUUUGGGACAGUGAGGUGACAGCAAUGAUUAUUGAAUUUACAACUAAAAAAAAAAAAAAAAAUAUCCCUCCAUUUGUAUUUUAGCAGUGUAUUUUAUGGGCACUCCCAAAAGUGCAUCUGCACAGUCUCCAUCUGUUAGACACCAGGUCGGUGUAUUCAAAUAAAGUGGAAAAGGAAAAUGCUUCACUUAAACAAAGGAAAUCUGGAAACUUUUUUUUCCUUUUUAAAUUAUUCCGCUCCCCUCUUUUUUUUUUUUCUUCCCUUUCUUGUGAUCACCAGGCCAGCAGAGGGGCUGUAACAACACUGCAGGUUGUAACCAGGUCACUAGUAUCACUGCCUACGGAGUGCUGUCCAAGAUUACAUCACUCUCAGAAACUGUGUUUCAACCUACCACCCUCUGGCUUCAUAACAGGAACUCCCUCAGGUGAGCCACAGGAACAACUUCCUGCGCCGAGCGGGUCGGAAAUCUCUAAUGCGGAGACCAAGCUGAUCCAGAGCUUCCUUCCAGCACUGCCCUGGCUGUGACUUUGGAGAGGGCUCGUCGCUCAAGGGAAGCCUGCCUUCCCUCAGCCACCUGACGCCAUCCCUGGGGCUCUCUAGCCCGGCCACCAGAUAAUGUCGUUGCCUGUGUUGAACUGUCCCAUCGCAUUUGCCUGGCGACAACUGUAAAAAAAAUAUUUUCCAAGUUACUUUAAAAUGGUCUCUUGUUCAGGUUGCGCCCGUGUGCCGGUUGCAAGUAAAGGAGGGGUAAGAUAGCACAGGAGCACAAGCUGGUUUCUGUGAGCCGCAGAAGGAAAACGCUGUUCUCGCAGAAACCAGAUGACCAGUCACUCUCACUGCAAAGCAUUUGGUUUAGUUAGUGACACAGAAAUAUUUCAAGUAUGUUAGUAGUGAGGAACUCUAGAUCACGGAGACUAGAAGGAAUGGGGCACUUGGCAGGAUGGCUUGCCAGAAAUGAGCCUUUGAGAUGCUACAAGUUUUCGUAACCUUACCACUGACCCAGAUAAUGGUUUUGCUAAAGGAAGCACAGUCUGGAGUUAAUAGCACAAAAAAAUCCUGCUUCUAUCUUUGUUUUUUUUUUCCUUUAACGUGUAUUAUGUUGUAUAGGUGUUUACAUGUAUUCCUUUAAUAAACAAAACCUUUCAAGCC